Molecule: messenger RNA, 6067 nt
Organism: Penaeus monodon (black tiger shrimp)
Lineage: Eukaryota; Metazoa; Arthropoda; Malacostraca; Decapoda; Penaeidae
Product: ryanodine receptor-like
Exons: 37
Coding region: 257-6067 (1936 amino acids)
Biological process (GO): calcium ion transmembrane transport
Cellular component (GO): sarcoplasmic reticulum membrane; Z disc; sarcolemma
Molecular function (GO): protein binding; ryanodine-sensitive calcium-release channel activity
Source: RefSeq, a predicted model, not a curated record
UAGUUCGGGACGCGCGUGGCGAGGUUCUGGGGUGGCGAGCGCCGGCCGGGUCACUGCAGCCCGCAAGUUGGUGGGGGACUGGCGACCGCUGCAGCAAAAGUUGUGCCUCGUGAAUAAAUCAGUUACCAACUAACCAAUUGCAGCCAUGGAAUAAGGCUGCAGGAUCAACCUACCCCCUACGUCGUGCUAUGAACUAAACCAGUGUAAAAGUGUAUUUUUGUUAUAGUUUUUUUGUCACUGUGAAUAAAGCGACAUAAUGGCAGACAGUGAAGGGUCUUCCGAACAAGAUGAUGUUUCGUUCCUCCGUACGGAGGACAUGGUGUGCCUGUCCUGCACGGCCACCGGCGAGAGAGUAUGCCUGGCUGCAGAGGGCUUCGGCAACCGGACCUGCUUCCUUGAAAACAUUGCAGAUAAGAAUAACCCGCCGGACCUCUCCCAAGGCGUCUUCGUGAUCGAGCAGGCGCUGUCGGUCAGGGCUCUUCAGGAACUCGUCACAGCGGCGGCCAAUGAAGAGGAGAAUGCGGGCGUUGGCAAAGGCACAGGUUCGGGUCACAGGACGCUGCUCUAUGGCAAUGCCGUCCUCCUCAGGCACCAGAACUCCAACAUGUACCUGGCCUGCCUCUCCACCAGCUCUUCCAAGGACAAACUGGCCUUCGACGUGGGUCUGCAGGAACACUCCAAGGGAGAGUCAUGCUGGUGGACUAUUCACCCGGCCAGCAAACAGAGGUCUGAGGGCGAGAAGGUUCGAGUCGGCGACGACCUCAUCCUUGUGUCUGUUGCCACCGAGCGAUAUCUGCAAGCAACACGCGAAGACGAGCAGAGCAUCGUGAACGCCUCCUUCCACGUCACCCACUGGUCCGUCGCGCCCUUUGGCACCGGUCUCUCCAGACUCAAGUUUGUGGCCUGUGUGUUCGGCGGAGAGGUUCUUAGGUUCUUCCACGGAGGCGACGAGUGUCUCUCUAUUCCUUCCACAUGGUCCGACCAACCCGGGCAGAACAUCGUAGUAUAUGAAGGUGGCUCCGUGACCUCCCAAGCCAGGUCCCUGUGGCGGCUGGAACUCGCCCGCACCAAGUGGUCUGGCGGCUACAUCAACUGGUUCCACCCCAUGCGAAUCAGGCACAUCACCACCGGCAGAUACCUGGGCAUAAAUGAGAACAAUGACCUCGUCCUCUUGCACAGGGACGAAGCCACACUCGCUGCCACGUCCUUCUACCUGCGCGAGGAAAAGGACGACAACAAAGUGAUCCUCGAGGACAAGGACUUGGAGGUGAUUGGCACUCCACUCAUCAAGUACGGCGACUCCACUGUCAUUGUGCAGCACGUGGAUACCGGUCUGUGGCUCUCGUACAGGGCCUUCGAGAUCAAGAAGAAGGGCGUGGGCAAGGUCGAGGUGAAGCAGGGCACACUCCACGAAGAAGGUAAGAUGGACGACGGCCUGGUCUUCUACAGGAGUCAAGAGGAGGAGUCCCGCACUGCCCGCGUUAUCAGGAAGUGCUCGCAUCUCUUCACGAUCUUUAUCAAGGGUUUGGAUAACAUUCAGGCUUCUCGCCGUCACUCCAUCCUCCUAAGAACUGUCAACCUCAAGGAAAUGAUCAGCUGUUUGGAAGAUCUCAUCAACUACUUCGCAUAUCCCGAAGAAGAUCUAGAACACGAGGAACGCCAGGUGGCUCUCCGCGCUCUCAGGAACCGCCAGGACCUGUUCCAAGAGGAGGGCAUCCUGAACCUUAUCUUAGACGCCAUCGACAAGAUCACAGUCAUCACCUCCCAGGGCUACAUGGUGGCUCUGGCGGGAGAGGAAGCUGGCCAGGACUGGGAGAUCAUCUCGGGAUACCUGUACCAGCUGCUGGCGGCGGUGAUUAAGGGUAACCAUACCAACUGCUCCCAGUUCGCCAACAGCCACCGCCUCAACUGGCUGUUCUCCCGCUUGGGCUCCGCUGGCGAGGGCACCGGCAUGCUGGAUGUGUUGCACUGCGUCCUCAUCGACUCCCCGGAGGCUCUCAAUGUCAUGAAGGAAGAACAUAUCAAGGUCAUCAUCGCCCUGUUAGAGAAGUACGGCCGCGACCCCAAGGUACUGGACGUCCUCUGUUCUCUGUGCGUGGGUAACGGAACAGCUGUCAGGUCUUCGCAGAAUAACAUCUGUGAUUACCUGCUCCCGGGUCGCAAUCUCCUGCUUCAGACACAGCUCGUUGACCACGUGUCCAGCGCCCGCCCCAACAUCUUCGUGGGCCACGUCGAGGGCUCGGCCAUGUACCAGAGGUGGUACUACGAGCUCACCCUGGACCACAUCGAGCAGGUGUCGCAUCUGUCGCCCCACCUGCGCCUCGGCUGGGCCAACACCAAGGGCUACGUCAGCUAUCCCGGAGGAGGCGAGAAGUGGGGAGGCAAUGGCGUAGGCGACGACCUCUACUCCUUCGGCUUCGACGGCUCGUACCUCUGGACCGGCGGGAGGUACACGCUGGUCAAUCCUCAGGAUUCGGAGCCCCUAAUCAAGAAAGGUGACGUGGUCGGCUGUGCCCUGGAUCUCACCGUGCCAAUCAUUACCUUUUACCUGAAUGGACGGCAGGUUAAUGGCGCUUUCACUGGCUUUAAUCUUGACGGCAUGUUUUUCCCCGUCGUUUCGGCUUCUUCCAAGCUCAGCGUGAGGUUCUUGCUGGGCGGUGAACACGGUCGCCUCAAGUACCCCCCUCCUGAUGGACACUCUCCCGUCUCCGAGUGCCUUCAGCCCUUCCAGACGCUGUCGAUCGACCCCUGCUUCUACUUCGGCGAGCAGCACAAGGGCACUCUCGCUGGGCCUCUCCUUGUGGAAGACGACAAGGUGUUUGUGCCGAAGCCUGUUGACACUUCAACGAUCCAACUCCCCGGCUACAUCGAGCAAGUGCGAGACAAACUGGCCGAGAACAUUCACGAGAUGUGGGCCAUGAACAAGAUUGAACAGGGCUGGACCUAUUCUGAACGCAGGGAUGACCUCCGCCUCCAUCACCCUUGUCUCACGUCCUUCGAAAAGCUUCCGAUCAGCGAGAAGCGAUAUGACUCCACGCUGGCUCUGCAGACACUCAAGACCGUGCUGGCGCUGGGAUACCACAUCACCCUGGACAAGCCACCCAGCCGAAUCCGAUCUGUCCGACUGCCCAACGACCCCUUCCUUCAGAGCAACGGUUACAAGCCGCAGCCUCUCGAUCUGUCACAGGUCAACCUAACCCCGAAACUGGAGGAGUUGGUCGACCAGCUGGCCGAGAACACCCACAACAUCUGGGCUCGCGAGCGUAUCCUUCAGGACUGGACUUACGGCCUGAACGAGGACCCCGACAUGCGCCGUUCGCCUCACCUGGUCAGUUACGCGAACGUGGACGAGGCGAUCAAGAAAGCCAACAGGGACACCGCCUCCGAGACCAUCAGGACGCUCCUGGUCUACGGCUACAUCCUGGAACCUCCCACAGGCGAUCAGGCAGAAGGCGCAGGCGACACAGAAGACACCAGCCGACGCACCAGCCAGCACCGCACUUACCGCCUGGAGAAGACCAACGCAGUGACGUCGGGCAAAUGGUACUUCGAGCUGGAGGUGCUGACGUCAGGCCCCAUGCGAGUCGGCUGGCUGGAGGUCGGUAGCCCGCCCGGCGCCGAACUCGGGUCCGACGACAGGUCCUGGGCCUUCGACGGGUUCCAUCACUUGAAACACCAUAAUGCCAUAUCGGAGGCAUAUGGCCAUCGUAUCCAGGCCGGCGAUGUGGUGGGAGUCAUGCUGGACCUGCAUGACAGAACCAUCAGUUUCUCGCUCAACGGAGAGCUCAUGAUGGACGCGAGCGGCUCCGAGACGGCCUUCUGCGACGUGCAGGGCGAGGCGUUCGUGCCGGCCUGCACCCUCGGCGUCGGCCAGAAGGCGCACUUUGUCUUCGGCCAGGACAUCAACCAGCUCAAGUUCUUCACUACUUACGGUCUUCAGGAGAGCUACGAGCCCUUCUGCGUGAAUAUGGAGCGUCCUGUGACUUUCUGGUACACGAAGGACCAGCCUAUCUUCGAGAACAACGACGACCUCGCCGACUCCACCAUUGACGUCACCCGCAUCCCCGCCGGUUCCGACACUCCUCCGUGCCUCAAGAUCGCGUCCAAGAUGUUCGAGCAGUGCGAGAAGGCCAACUGGGAGUUCCUGAGGCUGUCGCUGCCCGUUGUGUGCGACCAGGAGUUCAUCGAUGAGGAAGAGAAGGCCAGGCGAUGGCAGGAGGUGAGGAUCCGGCAGAACAGGAUCCAGAGUGGGGACAUUCAGGGCCCCGCCGCCUUCGAGAGCUCCCUCGUCGAUACCGGCUUUUCUAUGUCCGAUAUCAAAGAGUUGCAUUACAACGAGGAAGGUGUAGAGGCCGAUGAAGGAAUCGUGCGCAAGGAAGCAGCUGUCACCCCAGAGAAAGCUGCCUCCCUGACGCCCGAGGUAAACGGCGUGCCGGAGGAGGGCGCCCCUGAGCCCGCUGAGAGGAAGAAGCGGGGCAAGUCUCCCUUCAGGUUCUUCAGCAAGAAGCGCGAGGCGAGUGCUGAGCGAGGUCGGAGCAAGGGACGCACCCCUGAGCCGACCUCCAACAGCCUCGACCCCCAGCGCCCCGCUAAGAAGAAUCGUUCUCCCUCCGUCAGGCUAGCGCAAGGCGAGGCCAAACUCGUCCCGCCAGCUAUCCCGGAGAGACAGGGCGCGAGCGACGAGGCGCGCGAGGAGCAGCUCUUCGACGCCGGCUGCCUCAAGCUCAUGAACGAGUACUUCUACGGCGUGAGGAUCUUCCCCGGCCAGGACCCGGCGCACGUGUACAUCGGCUGGGUCACGACGCAGUACCACAUCCACGACACCGCCUUCGACCAGAACAAGGUGCGCUCGGUCAUCGUGCAGGAGUACACGGAGGAGGGCCACAUCAAGAGCGCUGUGGAGCGACACAGCUGCUACAUGUUCCGCGCCGACGAGCUCCACGCGGAGGUGUCCUCGGACGUGGGCGGCAAGGGCACGUCGCAGGGCAUGUUCAUCGGGUGCUUCAUCGACACCUCCACGGGCUUCAUCACCCUGCAGUGCGACGGCAAGGAUACCCGCCACAAGUACCGCAUGGAGCCCGGUACCAAGCUCUUCCCCGGCGUGUUCCUGGAGCCCACCAGCAAGGAGGUGCUGCAGAUCGAGCUGGGACGCACGGCCACCACGCUCCCCCUCAGCGCCGCCGUCCUCCAGAACAGCGAGAAGCACGUCACUCCUCAGAUGCCGCCGCGCCUCAGGGUCCAGAUUCUGAAGCCCCACCAAUGGUCUCGAGUCCCCAACACGUCCUUGAGGAUCCACGCCCUCAAGCUCUCAGACAUCCGUGGCUGGUCCAUGCUGGCUGAGGACUCGGUGCCCAUGCUCGCCCUCCACAUCCCCGAGGAGGACCGGUGCAUCGACAUCCUCGAACUCAUCGAGUACGACAAAUUACUCGCCUUCCACACGCAGACGUUGGCCCUUUAUUGCGCUGUGUGUUACCAGAGCAACUACAGGGCCGCCCAUACGCUGUGCUCUCACGUGGACCAGAGGCAGCUGCUGUACGCCAUGCAGAGCGAGUACAUGUCGGGCCCGCUCAGGAUGGGCUUCUACAACCUUGUCAUUUCUCUGCAUCUGGAGAGUUUCGCUUCUACGAUGGAGGUGACCCAGAACGAGUUUAUCGUGCCACUGAGCAACGACCUGAAGGAGAUUUACCAGGAGGAGGGCAUGGGCAAUUCCAUGUCAGCCACGCACACCGAAUCCGUCCGACCUGUCAUGACCAUGUCAGAUAUCUCUGCCAACAUCGAGACGAUCAAAGGCCUCUCGUCGCCCUACUUCCCGCUCGACGUCGCCCGCGAGUUCGUCAUGGCUUCUCUCAACGAAGCCGUCAACACGAACCAGGUGCACAACAGGGACCCCAUCGGCGGCUCCAACGAGAAUCUCUUCGUGCCGCUGCUGAAGCUGGUGGACAAGCUCCUCUUGGUGGGCGUUCUUCAGGACGAGGAUAUCACAAGGCUCCUCAUCAUGAUCGACCCUCAGACGUGGGACGCAGAGUUCGACCCCGGUGAGUCAGAGAAUUGUAAACUGAAGAAUUAG